Acytostelium subglobosum LB1 is the source of this 180-nucleotide messenger RNA. RefSeq lists its product as hypothetical. The coding region runs from base 1 to 180 and encodes 59 amino acids. The record is from RefSeq and is a predicted model, not a curated record. The transcript has a single exon. NCBI's taxonomy places the organism in Eukaryota, Evosea, Eumycetozoa, Acytosteliales, Acytosteliaceae.
AUGGCCGCCAUCCAGAAUGCCCAGUCUUUUGCCUCAUACCAGGGAGCCACGUCCAACCAGUCCAACAACGAGGUUGAGUGCUGCCGCCGCAGGAGAAGAGUGAACAUCAACAUCAUCAUCGGAGGAUUCAACAAUGGUUGUGGUUGCGGUGGCUUUGAUGGCUUUAACGGCUUUGACUGA